This is a messenger RNA of Daktulosphaira vitifoliae (grape phylloxera), 1478 nucleotides long. Its product is annotated as required for meiotic nuclear division protein 1 homolog. The record is from RefSeq and is a predicted model, not a curated record. Bases 190 to 1275 code for a protein of 361 amino acids. The transcript has 6 exons. Lineage: Eukaryota; Metazoa; Arthropoda; Insecta; Hemiptera; Phylloxeridae. Gene Ontology annotation, biological process: positive regulation of mitochondrial translation.
AUUUAUGGUAUCAACUUUGAUUGAUCAUAUUUUAAUUGUUUGUUUCGAAAAUAAAAAUGAGUUUUAAAUAAUUAUUUUGUUCAUUUUUGUCUAUGUCAGUGCAUUUACAAUGUAGUUUUCUUUGUUUUUUAAUUAAUUAGCAAGUUUUAAUAGUUUUAAAUUAAACUGACUGGGUGUCCAAUCAAAAAAAUGUCUUAUUUUAAAUGUUUUAAAGCGUUAGUGCUUAGACCAAGACUAGAAAUGAGAUGUAUAUCAUUAUUUCAUCGGCCGCCAAUUACUAUUUUUCAAGAUCAAACAAUCAAUAAAUAUUCUAAUAGUUCUAAAUUAAUUUCGGGAUCAAAUCUUAAAAAAAGGAGUCAGCGACGAAAAGCUAAUGAAGAUACAUACCAUCGCCAAGGAUUUUGGAGUGUAACUGCUUUUACUACAGCUGAAGAGUAUCGUUUGGAAGAAUUACAAGAAGCUCUUUCUAAAACUAACCUUUAUGAACCAACAGACUUGUACAAUGGUUCUGAAAAUUAUGAAGAUACUGUACCAUUUGAUGUGAUUCAUGCUACAUCUAAAUAUCAUGUUACUAAUGAGAAUAGGCAUUUAUACAUUUUUCGUGAAGGGUCUGUUGUGGGAUGGAAUAUAUCAGAUAUGGAAGUUACUAUUUUAAUUGAUUUUUUGUCGAAAUAUCAGAUUAUGCCAUAUGCAACUAAUGUCAUUAUGGAUGAACGUGAAUUAAUGUAUUAUACCUAUACAAAUGACAAAAAAAGCUCAAUUCAAAAAGGAAAUUUACAUUUAAUUAAAGGAGAUAAAAAGGCUUCUGAUUUAGAUCGUUAUACAUUUUCUAAUGCCAUGGCCCACAGUGUAAAAUUAGGAACUUGGGAAGUUUUAUUAGAUCAAUACAUAGAUUCAAUUGAAUUUGUCACUCAAGAUUUACAAGAAGGUCAUCCUAUACGUAUUACAAGAAAAGAAGUCAUGAGAAAAACAGGUGAACUCUUUGGGUUAAGACAUUCAAUUAAUUUGAGUUCUGAUCUACAUGAUAUACCUGAUUUUUACUGGGAACAAGAACAUUUGGAAACUCUUUAUCGUACAACUAGUAAUUACUUUAGUAUCUCAACACGAUUAAAGGUUAUGAAUAUGAAACUUAAUCAUUGCCUUGAACUUGUGGAAUUACUAUCUCACCACUUAAGUGAUAGACAUCACAUAAGAUUAGAGUGGAUGAUAAUAGUGUUGAUUAUGGUUGAAGUUGGUUUUGAGAUUUUACACUAUACACAAUUACUAAUGUCAUAACAAUAAAAAAAAAUAAUAAUAUUUUAAUGUAAAUUAAUUGUUAAACUAUCAACUAUUUAAUAAAUUGAAUAACAGUUUAAAUGCUUAUUUAUUAUAUAAUAAUAAUAAUUUCAUUGUACCACUUUUUAAAUUUAACAACUAUUUUCUGAACAAAACGAUAUAUUAAUUUGCUAAGAUUACAAUAAAAUAAUUAAAAUACAAAC